Musa acuminata subsp. malaccensis (wild Malaysian banana) is the source of this 795-nucleotide messenger RNA. Its product is annotated as basic helix-loop-helix protein 80-like. Gene Ontology annotation, cellular component: nucleus. Gene Ontology annotation, biological process: regulation of DNA-templated transcription. Gene Ontology annotation, molecular function: DNA-binding transcription factor activity; protein dimerization activity. The record is from RefSeq and is a predicted model, not a curated record. NCBI's taxonomy places the organism in Eukaryota, Viridiplantae, Streptophyta, Magnoliopsida, Zingiberales, Musaceae.
AUGACCAAACGCUUCCGGAGCAGCAGCCAAGACAUGCCCAGAAUUGCCCUUUAUGAGGCCUCCCGGAUGAACUCUUCUUCAGUCAUGGUUGAUCCCCGUGGAGGACGAGGGGUGGCCCCAACACCACGGAGCUCCAUGGAGAAGAAGCGAAAGAAACGAGAUCUCACGACAGCCCUAAGAACCUCAACUGUCUUGGAUUGCUCGUCUAAUGUUUCCUGUCAUCAGGGCGCAGAGAGAAACGUCAGGAAACGGAACAAACACGCGGAAGAGAAGAAGAAGAAGAAGAAGAAGGACGACGAAGCCGAUAAUGGCGAGGGAAGAGGAUACAUUCAUGUGAGAGCAAGAAGAGGUGAGGCCACAGACAGCCACAGUCGGGCAGAGAGGGUGAGAAGGGAGAGAAUCCGCGAGAGGAUGGACCUUUUACGAGGCCUUGUUCCUGGCUGUGACAAGAACACAGGGAAGGCUGUCAUGCUGGACGAGAUAAUAAACUACGUGCAGUUCUUGCAGAACCAAGUAGAGUUUCUCUCCAUGAAGCUCGCUUCCAUGAAUCCCAUAUUCUACGACUUGGAACGGUUUGAAUCAUCAGCACUCCAGACGAGUCCAUUUCACCAGGCAGCUCCUGAAGGGGCAAGCAGAAGCUACACCAUGAAGGAAGCUUCAACACCUCUUUUACUGCAUGACCAAGGGCCCAUAUCCCUACCUCAGGAACAUGGCAGUGUUGUGGUGAAAGUGGCUGACAGAAGACAAGAACUUCUCCAUCAGGUUGUCUUCAACAACGUGUGCUCUUUCCAGUAG